AUGAUAGUAAAAGUAUUUGAUAAAAUAUUUAUAAGUAAUGUAUAUGAUGCAAACAAUGUUUACAAAUUAAUAAAUCUUAACAUAGGAGGUGUAUUGACAUGUUUCGAAUGUAAUGGAAUUGAAUGGUGUGCCAAUCAUGAACAUGAUAAAAAUGAUAAAAAUAAUUUAUUAUUUUAUAAAGAUAAAUUAAUAAAAUUUAAAGGAGAAAUACAAGAUGAAAUAAAUUCCACAAAAACGAUUAAUAACAUAGUUGAUUAUGAUGAUAAAAAAAUAAAUGUUUAUAAAAAUAAAUUACAUGAUGAAUGUGAACAUUGUGAUAAUAUAAUUUUUCCACAAGAAUUGUUAAAUGGAAAAUUAGAAAAUAAUACAAUUAAAGAUUAUAUAAAUUCAAUGAUAGAAAUAGAAAAUGAUGUUGGUAUUUAUUCUUUCCAAAAUAGUCAAUCAAUUUUAAAAGAGACAUCCAAUUUGGAACACACCGGGAGUGGAAAAGUGGGGGAGAGUGGAAAAAUGGUGGAAACUGAAAAAAUGGUGGAAACUGAAAAAAUGGUGGAAAAUGAAAAAAUGGGGGAAAAUGAAAAAAUGGUGGAAAAUGAAAAAAUGGGGGAAAACGCUUGCAUGCAAAAUAUAAGAAAUGUCCAAACAGUUUGUGAAAUGAAUAAAACAAUGAGAAACAAUUUUAGCAUUUCAUAUAAUAAUAUAUAUAAAAUGAAACAUAUGUAUUUAAAUAUAUUAGAUACAUAUGAUGAAAAUAUAUUAAACCAUGUAGAAAAAGCACAUAAAUUUAUAGAUAAUAUAAUUAAUGAAAAUAAAAAUAUUUUAAUUCAUUGUAUGGCUGGAAUUUCUCGAUGCUCCUCUAUAAUAUUAUCAUAUGUUUCUCGAAAAAAUCAAAAAGGAAUUAAUCAUAAUUUUUCAAUACUUAAAAGUAGAUACCCAUUUGCUCAUCCAAACGAUAAUUUUUAUCGACAACUUUUACUAUAUGAAAAAAUGAACUAUAAUUUGGAUGGAUGUAAUGAAUAUCACAAUAUAUAUAAAAAAAUUAAAUUAAAUAAUAAACUUAUUGAAGAUUUAAAAUUUUAUAAUUUAAAUAAUAACAAAGCUCCUACUUCCAAAUACAGUUGCAAAUUUUGCAGACGCAUCUUAUUCAAUAAUAACGACAUAAUUGACCAUGAUACAUCUAAACAUCAAAUAAAAAAGAAGUAUGGAAAUUCCUGUACAAGCAUUUUUAUAGAAAAGAAGGAAUGGAUAAUGACCGAUCACAAAAUGAAAGGCAUUAUAUACUGUCCUAACACUAGUUGCAAUACUAAACUUGGAAAAUGGUCAUGGACUGGAAUAUGCUGUUCAUGUGGAUACUUGCAAAUACCUGCAUUUAUGUUCAAUGACUCUAAUAUUGAUCAUAUAAAAAUUAACAUAAAUUAA
Molecule: messenger RNA, 1416 nt
Organism: Plasmodium yoelii
Lineage: Eukaryota; Apicomplexa; Aconoidasida; Haemosporida; Plasmodiidae
Product: dual specificity protein phosphatase, putative
Exons: 6
Coding region: 1-1416 (471 amino acids)
Biological process (GO): protein dephosphorylation
Molecular function (GO): protein tyrosine/serine/threonine phosphatase activity
Source: RefSeq, a predicted model, not a curated record